UGAUUAAUGAAUGAAUUUUUGGAGGCAUGAACACUCCCACCCACUGUCUUUUUGCCUCCAUCCUGCGGACAGACUUAUAAUUAAAAAAAAGCAUGAAUGGAGCUGUAGUAAAAAUCAUUAAUAAAGAGUCACAGCCAUGCAGGCGGCGGGGGAACAAUGGGGGGCCUUCACGCGCGGGCUGUCCAGCUCUCCUGAGAGUGCUGCCUGUACUUGGUGGGGAUCGGUUUUGAUGAAAAAUGAGCCAUUGUCUCACAUGCCGUGCUGCUGUUGUCGUGUGUGAACGCAACACAACAAUGCCUCUGGAUGCUCGCCCAGCAUGCUCAUCCAUACAAUAUAGGAAAGACCGCCGCUCAACCCACGUGGACAGAUAGUCCAACUGAAUCUCAAAACUUCCAGAACCCGAACCAAGUCCUUAGCGUUACAGCCGACACCAACUUUCUUUCUUUAAGCAGCGGACGAGAGACGAAUCCACCAAAUGGUCGCCUGUUCAACCGACUCUAGUUGAAAAGCUAGAGAGGGCAACAUGAGUUGGAGCUUCCUCACUCGUCUGCUUGAGGAGAUCCACAACCACUCCACCUUUGUCGGCAAAGUGUGGCUGACUGUGCUUAUCAUAUUUCGAAUCGUGCUCACAGCCGUCGGAGGGGAGUCCAUCUACUCAGACGAGCAGACCAAGUUCACUUGCAACACCAAGCAGCCGGGCUGUGACAAUGUGUGCUAUGAUGCCUUUGCGCCCCUCUCGCACGUACGCUUCUGGGUCUUCCAGAUCAUCAUGAUCUCCACACCCUCCAUCAUGUACAUGGGCUACGCAAUCCACAAGAUUGCUCGCUCGUCUGAGCAGGACCGGCAGAGGGGGCACAGGAUCCGCAAAAAGAUGCCGGCUCACUCGAGAUGGAGGGGAAGCCGCCAUCUGGAGGACGUCUUGGAGGGCGAGGAUGACGACGCCGAGCCGAUGAUUUACGAAGACACGCUCGAGGGUCCGGAGAGCAAACCUGAGCUGGUGAGCAGCAAUUGCAAAGACCAGCGAAAGCAUGAUGGUCGCCGAAGAAUCCUUCAAGAAGGGCUGAUGCGGAUCUAUGUUCUUCAGCUCUUGUCACGAGCCAUCUUUGAGAUUGCUUUCCUUGCGGGACAGUACCUCCUGUACGGCUUUCAAGUUAGUCCUUCCUUUGUGUGCAACCGGGUCCCCUGUCCACACCGAGUGGACUGCUUCAUCUCCAGGCCCACUGAAAAAACAAUCUUCCUUCUCAUCAUGUAUGUGGUAAGCUGCCUCUGCCUCAUCUUAAACGUGUGUGAGAUGCUUCACUUGGGAAUAGGCACUUUUCAAGACACCCUGCGCCUCAAGAGGAAUCGGGGUCGGCGGAGCUUCGGCUGCCCAUUCUCCCGCAACAUCCCAGCCUCCCCUCCCGGAUACAACCUUGUGAUGAAGACAGACAAGCCCAGCAGGAUGCCGAACAGCCUCAUCACAACCCAUGAGCAGAACAUGGCCAAUGUGGCCCAGGAGCAGCAGUGCACAAGCCCAGACGAAAACAUCCCCUCCGACCUGGCGAGCCUUCACCGCCACUUGCGUGUGGCCCAGGAGCAACUGGACAUGGCCUUUCAAACGUAUCAAACAAAAAACCACCAGCAGACCUCCAGGACCAGCAGUCCUGUGUCCGGGGCAACUAUGGCGGAGCAAAACCGUGUCAACACAGUCCAGGAGAAACAAGGGGCUAGGCCCAAGUCGGCCACAGAGAAGGCUGCCACCAUUGUAAAAAACGGAAAAACUUCGGUCUGGAUCUAGACAUAGUUUGUGUUUUAACAGUGAUAUCUUAACCCUUUCAGGGACAGUGGUUACCACAGUGGACAGCUUAUCAUGUUAUGUUACAGGGUGCAUGAAAGGGUUAAAGAAUCUGCACAUGAAGACCUGCGUUACUUUGGACAACAAUCAGACCAUUUAAAGCAUGGGUGUCAAACUCAUUUUUGUCACGGGCCACAUUGUAGUUCCGGUUUUCCUUGGAGGGCCAUUAAGGAAUUUUGGGAAACCAUAUAAAUGUUUAAUCAAAAAAAUGGUGGAUUAAUAGUUUUAAAAUCAGAAGUCAAGAAUAAUGACUGUUAUUGUGGAUUACAUAUGACAAUUUGAAAUUUUGGUUCAGACUUUAGCAAGCAUCAUGGAACUUGACACGCUUGAUUUGCUUUUGCGGGCCACAUAAAAUGAUGUGGCAGGCCAGAUCUGGCCCCCGAGCCUUGACUUUGACACCUGUGAUUUAAAGGAUUGCAGAACAGCGUGGACACACAUGCACACAUGCGCACACAUGCGCACACGCGCGCGCGCACACACACACACACCCACACCAAGAAACUGUUGAAAAUUGUUUUUGUUACCUUCCAGUGUCAUUUUGUGCUUCAAAUACGCCCAGUUAGUUGCGCCUCUAACUCGACUAAUUCAUCAAAACAGAAACCAAGAGUGUUCCAAGUUAUUUAUUGACUGUGAUCAAACUGGAUUGAUAAGCUGAUUUCUUGCGAAGGAUGACUGCUGAUUGUUGGCUAUAUUAAUAAGAAUGGUUUUUGUUUCGAUAGUAUGGACAGUAUGAAUGGGUGUUGCUUGAAGCAGAUUAAAUGUGAAAUGUUUUGAUAUGGAAUCAUCACAUUCCUUGAAUGCUCUCCCGCUCACAGAUCUGUUCAUCGCAUGUUUAAUGAAAAAAAAAAUCAAAUCAAAUCAACAUCACAUUUUAUAUCAUACUUAUUUUUUGUUAUUUAGAGAUGAUGCAUGCUUGAUAUAGGUUACAAUAGAAACCCCACCUUUAGCGCUAAAACUACAGGUAUGUGUUUAGGUAUGUUGAGUCCUGAAAAUGAGUGUUUUUAAAAUGGAUUUUAAUGUUUAAUCCUGCCUUCACUUUUAUCAUUCAUCAAAGUGCCUCAGAUUUUCAAGACUGUUCUUGUAUUUUAUUCUGGAAAAGAAAAUAAAGGUAUUGGCCAACU
This is a messenger RNA of Hippocampus zosterae (dwarf seahorse), 2955 nucleotides long. RefSeq names its product gap junction protein gamma 2 (gene gjc2). Bases 524 to 1777 code for a protein of 417 amino acids. The record is from RefSeq and is a predicted model, not a curated record. Gene Ontology annotation, cellular component: connexin complex. NCBI's taxonomy places the organism in Eukaryota, Metazoa, Chordata, Actinopteri, Syngnathiformes, Syngnathidae. Gene Ontology annotation, biological process: cell communication. The transcript has 3 exons.